AUCCAAAAAUUGACAUAUCAGUGAAACAUUUCUUUAGAAAGAAGAAGAAUUUAAACUAACCUUUGUGAAUAGGUUACAUCUAAAUAGUGCUUAGAAUAUUAUUAAUAGAAAUUAUUUAUAUGUGUGGUUAUUGAAUAUAUAAUAGAAUUGGGAAUAAAUGUUUACUAGGAAGGAACAGUUAAUUCAACGCACUGGAGAGUUUGGUGUUGGACGAUAUGAUUUUUUAAAACAACUCAUAAACGAAUUCACCAAAACAACUGUUUAUGAAAACAAAAGGCAGACAUUGGCAAACCUAGCUAAUUUCGCAUAUGAUCCAAUAAAUUAUAAUUUUAUCAAACAACUUCAUGUUAUUGACCUAUUCCUAGCCGAAUUAUCAAACGGUGACGAGGAACUCAUACAUUUUGCUCUCGGUGGACUUUGUAAUAUUGCUUGUGAUCCAGAAAGUCGGGAUUAUAUUGUGGCUCUUAAUGGUAUAAAACUAAUUUCCGACCUAUUACUCCACGAUAAUGAAGAAAUAUCUUUAAACGCACUUACAACACUUUUUUACUUAUUUGAGUCACAUAACAUUGUGAUACCCAAUGACUUGAAAUCUACUGUAAUGCAGUAUGAGUCAAGCAAUAAUCGAAGAUUUAAAAAUUUGGGCUCAGUUUUUCUUCAAACGUAUUUGGAUAACGGGAAAUAACACAAGAUGAAUAUAUAUCAAAUAAUUAGAAGAUCAUCUAACUUGGCUGCAAAAAAAUAUUACGUUGGACAAGAAGCAUCUAUUACAAGGAAAAUAAGAAAAGAAGAUGUUGAUAAUUUUGCACUUCUAAGUGGUGAUAGCAACCCAAUUCAUUCGACUAUAACUUCACAGGCGGCUGUGGUACAUGGUGCUUUGUUAAAUUCGAUUGUUUCAGGUGUGAUAGGGACACGGUUACCUGGUUUCGGAGCAGUUGUUGUUCAACAAACUUUACAUUUUCCAAAUAAGUGUUACGUGGAUGAAACUGUUAAAGUGACCAUUAAAUUAGUUGAAAAUAGAAAAAUUAUGAAAGUGGAAUUUAGCUGUAGUGUUACUGACAGUGAUAAAGUUGUCUUAUUUGGUACAGCUAAAUUAGUUAUGAACAAAUAAAUACUAUUUAUAAUUAAAAAAACUUAUUAGUGGACACUUGGAAAUGAAAUAAUGUAAAUGAGCCAAAAUUAAUUAUUUUAGAAAAUCUUGUGCUGUCUUUGGAAUGUAUUGUAACCAAACAAAAUAUAAUCUGAAGAUAUUAUCAUAAAAAAUAUUAUUAGAAAAUCCUGUAUUGCCCUAUUGUGGUUUAAAAUUAGUGGUAGAAUCGAACAUGUACUGGUAUAGAGCAGGACAUACGUUUAAUCUGAAUAUUUAAAUUUCUGCAGGUGUAAGCUUCUAAAUCUUCAUCUUUUGAUAUAGUAGUGUUCAUAUGCCCAUUUUUUACAUUCAAUAUUUUUUACUACCUGCAAUCAGUACCUAUAUUGAAUUAGUACUAUAAGCACCACUUCCCACUACAUUAAUUUUAUAGUUGUGUUAGGAUUAUAUUUAGGUAAAUUAAAUAAUUGUAAAUAAUAUUCGAAGAAAUUGUAACAUUUUUAUAUUACAUAUUGAAAGAAUAAUUUAUUAUGGAAUAUGAUCGAAUUGUGCUUCAUAAUCCAUACUGGAAUUGUACUUUCUCACUGGUAAAAGCCAAAGCUAAAUGUAAUUGUUAAUUCACUCUAAUAGAUCAACAAUCAUAGCUCCUGUGAACCG
Messenger RNA from Diorhabda sublineata, 1741 nucleotides. RefSeq names its product armadillo repeat-containing protein 7-like. The record is from RefSeq and is a predicted model, not a curated record. Gene Ontology annotation, molecular function: protein binding. The transcript has 4 exons. Lineage: Eukaryota; Metazoa; Arthropoda; Insecta; Coleoptera; Chrysomelidae. The coding region runs from base 158 to 682 and encodes 174 amino acids.